Molecule: messenger RNA, 705 nt
Organism: Centruroides sculpturatus (bark scorpion)
Lineage: Eukaryota; Metazoa; Arthropoda; Arachnida; Scorpiones; Buthidae
Product: protein ALP1-like
Exons: 2
Coding region: 1-705 (234 amino acids)
Source: RefSeq, a predicted model, not a curated record
AUGUAUAAAGAUACUGUAUUUAAACAACUUUUAUGGAUGGCUACAGGUGUUAAAUUUCAAAUAACAGACAUUGCUGAGGGAUUUUUGGAACGUUGGCAACUGCCCAAUUGCUGUGGCAGUAUUGAUGGUAAACAUAUUGUUUUGCAGUGUCCUGCAAAUACUGGGUCUCUUAAUUAUAAUUAUAAAGGGAGAUUUAGUAAGAUAUUAAUGGCUGUUGCAAAUGCCCACUACAAAUUAAUUUUUGUAGAUUUUGGACAUUAUGGAAGCGAAAGUGAUGGAGGAGUUUUUCAGAAAUGCACAUUUGGCAAAAAAAUAAUAAAUCAGACGUUUAAUCUUCCCAAAGAUGCUAAUUUGCCAAAUUGUGAUGUAAGUUUUCCUUAUUACUUUGUGGCUGAUGAAGCAUUACCCUUGCGGAGAAAUAUAAUGAGACCUUACCCUCGUAAAUCUCAUUUUCAUCAUUUUAUUUUUAAUUAUCGUUUGAGUCGAGCUCGGCGUGUUGUUGAAAACGCAUUUGGAAUUUUGGCAUCACGCUUCAGAAUAUUUUUACGGUCAUUGAAUUUCGAUGAAAAUGUAACAUUGCCAAAGAUUGUUGCUGCUUCCCUUGUGUUACAUAAUUUUUUAUUAACCGAAUACAGCACAACAUACUGUCCAACGGGUUUUGUCGACACAGAAGAUUCGGCUCAUUCAGUCAAUCUGGGACAAUGA